Teleopsis dalmanni is the source of this 1612-nucleotide messenger RNA. Its product is annotated as protein terminus-like. The coding region runs from base 133 to 1488 and encodes 451 amino acids. Lineage: Eukaryota; Metazoa; Arthropoda; Insecta; Diptera; Diopsidae. The record is from RefSeq and is a predicted model, not a curated record. The transcript has 2 exons.
CUCAGUUAUCAAUUUCAUUCAACUAACAUCGAAUUUAUUUUUCAGAACUAAACAUUCUGGAAUAGUAUUUUGCAAUUUUUAGUAAUAUUACAACGAAUUAUAUAGAAAAACGUUCAUUUGGACAGGUAAAAAAUGGCGAACUUACAACCACUCUUGAAGUCCUCUGGUAAAUCCAAAAAGAAGGUUACAAGCAUCGAUCUAAAGUCAACUGAAUUUCGAAACGAAAAGUAUCGAAUGUGUAUGCUUAAAAAUUGCAUGAUGUCUGACUUUUAUAAGUAUCUCGGUCUUAAGGUCAAGGAAAAAAAUGACUUCAGCAAUAUAAACAACUAUGAAGAGGCAAAUUCCAGCUUUACUUAUACUGUGUACAGUCCACAGACAAGAGAAUUUCAUCACCGUUGGCAUACUAAUCGUGGAAGAAUCAUUGAUUGCCUGACUUGUUACAAUAUCAGCGAACGUGUGGAACCAUUUGCCAAGCACUACGAAAGAAAUAAUGAACGCACAUAUUUGGUGUUGACUGAAGACGAAAGGAAGAAACUCCUGAUCGUUGAAAGUAAAUGUGUAAGCACAUUUGUGAUGACUAAGGACAACAUUGAUAAAGGAAAUAUGGAUUUCUUAUCAGAGGCAUCGACUGAUGUACUACCAUCUAUGCUACGUUUACUAUUUGUUAAGGCUAAGACUAUACAUAUACAAGUUGCAUACAAUGUAAAAAUCGAAAAUCGCCUAUAUGUAUUCGAAAGUACUGAGUUAGCAAUAGAAAAUCAUUUUGAUAUAAUCGAAAGUAUUGAUAUGGUGUUUAUGAUGCUUUUAGAGACGGUCAAGAUAUUUAUGGGUUCACUUGAAUGCUCAGAUAUUGAAAACUUUAAGAUUCAACGCAUAAAAGUUAAUAUAAGAAUGGAACGUUGGUUUUCUCAAAACGGUGUUAGAAAAAUGACACUGCCCUUAAAGUAUCGUAUUAAAAAUGUAGCAUUUUAUAUCGAUCCUGAGCAACUUAAAUUGAAACAUGAGAAGAUGGAGAGUUGUGAUAUCGAGGCUAUUACUUACGCUUAUAAGAAGUACAAAGCUACUGGAAAUAAAAGCUACUUGAUGCGUAUGAAAGGUGCAAAUUUAUAUUGUUUCCAGCUUUGCCAGACUUCUCAGGAAAUAUACACAGUACCCUUCUAUCUCGCUCCACCUACAGGUAAUAAAGAAAAUCACAAUUUCAUAAUUCUCGAAGAUGUGGAAGGAAACUUUCAACAUUUUAUGGGAAUUUUAAGCCCACAACACUUCGCUUAUACUGAAGAUCCGAAGGCUAUUUUUAUUUGUCCAAAAUGUCAGGCAAAUUAUUCUGAAUUGGUUAAGUUGGCUGUGCAUCAAAGGUUGAAAUGUGGUCACUUUUUUGAAAUUUUUGAAGUGGACAAUGAUUACGCAGAGGACUAUCCCAAUAACUUCUCGAUUGAAACCAGUGACGGCAAGUGGUUGCUUGCCGGUAUAAGAGAUGUGCCAACUUGAUUAUCAGAUUAGCAGUUUAAUACAAAUAUCAGAUAUGCAUACGAUAUAUGUGCAUAUAUUAUUUUUCAAGUUCGUGUUGUUUUGUAUCAUUCAGUUUCUUAUUAUAAAAGUUAUAAAAAAUAUU